GAGGCGGGGUGGUGGCUGUGCUGGUGGUGUCGGUGUGUGGAGGGGGCGGUGGAGGUCGGGCGUGCCGCACAGUCACCGCGCAGCCCCUCGGUGCUCGUGUCCCCGUCCCCUGUGAGGGUCGCCGGUGCCCCCCUGCCCGGCCCCGCGCUGCCGCCGCUCCCCCGCGGGAUGCGGGCUCGGCCCGCCCCGCUAGCCCUCAGCCCCGCGCCGGCCGCAGUAUGAGCGCGGCGAGCGACACGUAUUUCCUCAUAAAAGACAUAAAACCCGGACUGAAAAACUUAAAUGUCAUCUUUAUUGUGCUGGAGAUCGGGCGAGUCACCAAGACGAAGGACGGGCACGAGGUGAGGUCCUGCAAGGUGGCGGACAAGACGGGCAGCAUCACCAUCUGCGUGUGGGACGAGAUCGGCGGCCUCAUCCAGCCGGGGGACAUCCUCCGCCUGACCAAAGGGUACGCAUCUCUGUGGAAAGGAUGCCUGACACUUUAUACAGGACGAGGAGGGGAGCUGCAUAAAAUUGGGGAGUUUUGCAUGGUAUACUCAGAAGUGCCAAACUACAGCGAGCCCAACUCAGAACACGUCGGGCAGAACAAACUGGCACAAGGUGAACAGAAUAAUAUUUCUGCAUCAAGUGGUAUGGGUACUUGUACUUUUGGGCCACUAGGAAAUGGUUUACAAACUGGACCUGAAGCAAGUGGAUUUCCAUUCAUGUAUAAUCAUGGCCACAUUUAUGCAGGUAGUGGGAGAGGCAAUGGACGAGGACCUGUAAAUCCAGCACCAGCUAAUAGUGUUCAGCCUCUUCCUCCUGCUGUCAGUAAUGGGAGGGACCCACGCAGGGCCUUUAAAAGAUGACUAUGCCAAAUGUGGUUGUACAGCUUGCUUAAACUCUACACUCUACUUGAACACUUACUGCACUUUUAUUUAUAGUUAACUGUGAACCAGUU
Messenger RNA from Myiozetetes cayanensis, 940 nucleotides. RefSeq names its product nucleic acid binding protein 1 (gene NABP1). The record is from RefSeq and is a predicted model, not a curated record. Gene Ontology annotation, molecular function: DNA binding. The transcript has 6 exons. Gene Ontology annotation, biological process: mitotic cell cycle checkpoint signaling; double-strand break repair via homologous recombination; response to ionizing radiation. Gene Ontology annotation, cellular component: SOSS complex. Bases 219 to 848 code for a protein of 209 amino acids. NCBI's taxonomy places the organism in Eukaryota, Metazoa, Chordata, Aves, Passeriformes, Tyrannidae.